Molecule: messenger RNA, 660 nt
Organism: Vicia villosa (hairy vetch)
Lineage: Eukaryota; Viridiplantae; Streptophyta; Magnoliopsida; Fabales; Fabaceae
Exons: 2
Coding region: 21-533 (170 amino acids)
Source: RefSeq, a predicted model, not a curated record
CCCUUGAGGAUUAUAAAUAGAUGUUAAUUGUAUUCUUAUUUUCCAAAAGAGUCUCGGUUGUAGCAAAGAUGAACAUCAAGUCUCUUAUUUCCUUGUUCUCCUAUGCAAUUCUUCUUAUCUCUAUUGUGGCCAUUGAACCUUAUGAAGAUGAGAAAAAAUAUGGUGAAAUAGAGAAAUCAGAGAGAAACAUUGAACAAGGGGAUGGUGGAUAUAAACACAAUGUUGCUUGUAGUGACGAAAUUGUCAUAGACAAUGGUGGAAACAUCCCACUAUUUCCCGACUGCGAAAAAGAGGGUGGAAUGGGACAUGAAGGCGGAAGUGGAAAAGGAGGUUGUGCUGGAGGAGAGGGUGGUGAUGCAAAAGUGGGAGGCAAAGGAAAAGGAAGUUGUGGUGGUGGACCCCCUGACAUAACUUUUCCUGGUAGUAGAAAUGGAGGCGGCAGUGAAAGAGUAAUUUCUAUUCACAAUAGCAGAAAGAUGGGAAGUAAUUGGGGACACAAGUCAUACAUGGGGAAAACCUUCGUGAAAAACUAAAUGCAUAUACAUGUAUGAUGUAUACAUAACGACACAAUAUAAAAUAUAAGAAAUCUAAAUAAGUCAUGGAUCAUGUAGUUACUGAAUAAAUUAACAAUAAUAAUAUUUAUGGAAAAAUAUUGAAUUA